AUGUUACUAAUUCUUGACCAAAGUGACAAGCUUACCACUCCUGAUGAUUAUGAUAAAAUAGUGAGAGCAGAAAUUCCUGACCAACAACAAGAACCAGAGCUCCAUAAAAGGAUUCUUAAACACAUGAUUCACAACCCAUGUGGUGUCCAGAAUCCACGUUCACCAUGCAUGAAACAAGGGAGUUGUAAGAAGGAGUUUCCUAAGUCAUUCUCUAAUUGUACAAAGCAAGGAAAUGACUCAUAUCCCAUCUACCGUCGGCGUCAAGAUGCUCCACCUGUAUCGUUACGUGAGAAUUCACGAGUAACUGUAGAUAAUCGGUGGGUAGUUCCAUAUAACCCGUGGUUGUUGAAUAAGUUUGAUUGUCACAUUAAUGUAGAGAUAUGCAGCAGCAUUAAGUGUGUCAAAUAUUUAUACAAAUACAUUCAUAAGGGUUCUGAUAGAGUUUUUAUGGAAGUUCAUAAAGGGGAUGAGAUUGCACAGUUCGUUGAUGCAAGAUGGAUUUGUGCACCUGAAGCUAUGUGGAAAUUUUACAAAUUUCCAAUGACUCGGAUGAACCCGUCGGUAGACCGUCUGCAAGUUCACUUGCCAAACAUGCACCAAGUUAGAUUCGAAGGAAACCAGCCUAUCGAAAGCAUUUUGGCUGACCCAAGGAACUCCAAAACAAUGUUGACUGAGUUUUUCAAGAUGAAUUCAGUAGAUCCUGAAGCCAGAAAUUACCUAUAUAGAGAAUUUCCAGAAAAAUAUAGAUGGAUUAAUUCCAUGCGAGAAUGGCGCCGAAGGAAAACCAUGCAGAGAGUAAUUGGUCGAUUGUAUGUAGCUUCGCCUCUAGAUGUUGAAAGGUUUUACCUAAGAAUGUUACUAAACCAUGUCAAAGGGCCCCAAUAUGAUCAUUUAAGGACUGUCAAUGGGAUACCCCACCCUACCUUUAGAGUUGCAGCUGAGUCCUUAGGUCUUAUUGAGAAUGAUGAAAGCAUACGUCAGUGUCUUAGAGAAGCAUGUCAGGUAAGAAUGUCGUCGGCACUGAGACGACUAUUUGCAACUAUCUUAAUAUAUUGUCAACCAUCUGGGUUACGUGCACUGUGGGAUGAGUUCUUCCCACACUUGGUUGAGGAUUAUCCGUCUUCGACAACGACAAACAAUAAUGAAAUUCCAACUUACAAGCUUCUUAAAGACUUGGAUCGCUUAUUACGACCGCUUAGGAAAACAAUAUCAGACUACAAUGAAUUGCCAAAUUUACCAGAAUCUAUUGAAAAUAUUGACGAGUUAUCUGAAGUGAUGGAGGAGUAUUUCUCAGUGCCAGUUCCUACUGAGGAUACCAAGUGCAUAGGUAAGUUGAAUGCCGAUCAACGACAUGCAUAUGACACAGUGAUGUAUGCUAUCACUUUAAAGAAUGGUGGUGCUUUCUUUGUUGAUGGUCCUGGUGGUACUGGAAAAACAUAUCUGUAUCGAGCUAUAUUAGCUACUAUAAAAGGUAGAGGUGAGAUAGCUAAACCAAUAGCAACUUCUGGAAUUGCUGCCACAUUGUUGCACCAAGGGAGAACUUCACACUCAACUUUUCAACUACCAUUAAAACCAGAUAGCUCAUCGUCAUGCACCUUUACAAAGGGUUAA
Messenger RNA from Beta vulgaris subsp. vulgaris (sugar beet), 1611 nucleotides. RefSeq lists its product as uncharacterized. Gene Ontology annotation, biological process: telomere maintenance; DNA repair. NCBI's taxonomy places the organism in Eukaryota, Viridiplantae, Streptophyta, Magnoliopsida, Caryophyllales, Amaranthaceae. The record is from RefSeq and is a predicted model, not a curated record. The transcript has a single exon. Bases 1 to 1611 code for a protein of 536 amino acids. Gene Ontology annotation, molecular function: DNA helicase activity.